Messenger RNA from Beta vulgaris subsp. vulgaris (sugar beet), 1418 nucleotides. RefSeq lists its product as hypothetical. The transcript is spliced from 7 exons. Bases 122 to 1261 code for a protein of 379 amino acids. The record is from RefSeq and is a predicted model, not a curated record. Lineage: Eukaryota; Viridiplantae; Streptophyta; Magnoliopsida; Caryophyllales; Amaranthaceae.
AUGUUCCUAUAGUAUAGGAGUAAGCGGUAUGCCUCAAAAUCUUGAACCCUGAAACUUUUCUACCCAACUGAAAAAAUAGUUGAUGAACAAACCACCACCAUCAUUGUGACAGACACAGUGAAUGGGAAGAUGGGCAGCUUACCGUCUCCUCCUCCGCCUAACCUCAUUUUCAGCACCAUCACCAUCUUACUCUAUUCGUCCCCUUUCUCUCUUUCUCUUAUCUUCAGAUCCCACUACCCAAUUUCGUCGUUUUAGACCCUUUUCUUCUGCACCAUCUUCAUCUUAUGCUGCUCUUGCACAUGAUUUGGAUUAUGGCUUUCGUGAUUCUUCUCAUAAUUAUGUAAAUGAAGUUCAAUCCUGCACUGAUGUGGAUGAACAACAACAAGAAGAAGCUGCCAAGAUUCCUGUCAAAGCAUUCUUUCUUUCCACAAGUAUCGAUUUGAGGAGCAUGCAGGCAGAGAAUGCUGGGAAUGUUGUUCCUCCAACCUCUCGCACCUCAAAUUAUGUGACGCUCAGAUUUUGUAAUACACCUUCGGCAAUGAUUGGCAUGGGAGUUGGGAACAGUGUGAUUUUCAACCGCUACAUGGUGGUGUUUCAAUAUGGAUCAGCUAUUCUUUUCAAUGUUGAGGAUCAUGAAGUUGAUUUCUUCCUGAACAUUGCUAGAAGACAUGCUUCUGGAUUGCUUUCAGAGAUGAGGAAAGAUGACUACAUGGUAAAGGAGAAGCCUGGGCUUGCUGAAGAUAUGCAGGGUGGUGCUGACUUUAUAGUUCUUAAACAUCUUGACACUGAUGGUAUUCGCAUUAUUGGAAGUGUGCUAGGCCAGAGCAUUGCUUUAGACUAUUUUGUGUCUCAGGUUGAUGUUAUGGUUGAAGAAUUUGCAGAUAUAAAUCGUGGAAUGGAGAAGACUGGAACUUUUACGAUGACUAGGAUGAAGCUUUUUCAACUAGUUGGCAAAGCAAAUUCAAAUAUUGCUGAUAUAAUCCUCAAAGUUGGACUUUUUGAUAGAUCAGAGAUUGCUUGGAGGGAGGCAAAAUAUGCACAAAUAAAUGAGUAUCUCCGUGAAGAGUACGAGGUCACUCAGCGUUUUGGAAAUCUUGAUAUCAAGCUGAAAUUUGUUGAGCACAACAUCCAUUUCCUGCAAGAAGUGUUGCAGAAUAGGAGAUCAGAUCUGUUGGAGUGGUGCAUCAUCAUCUUGUUGAGUAUCGAGAACGUAAUUGGAUUAUACGAGAUCAUUCGGGACUCGGCAGCUGGUUCAGUGUGAUCAGCUAGCAGAAGUUUAUUUUUUUGGCAGCAACCAAAUUUUGCAUGGUUUUCAACUUGAUUCUUUAUUUAUAGUAUCUAACUUAUAGCAAAUGAUAUACUACAUGUUUCAGCGACCACUGAUGCAAUAUCAGGUCUAAUAUUAAUGAGAUUUUCAA